AUGGCAGACUUCUUCAGAUGGGCCCACCCGCUCUUCUUCAGCAUCAUUGUAGUGUUUGCGAUUAUUGAGUUGAGCAUUUCCGCUUGGCUCGUCGCAAAGUACAACGCCCGUCACAACUUCACCCACCGGUCCCUUCGCACUCGUGUGCGGUACACGCUUUUUGUCUCGAUAUGGACCGUCUUAUUUGGGACCAUCUUCCUGAUCAUGUUUUUGGUGGCAUCGACGGGAUUCAUCCUGACGAGCAUAGCGACCCAUGGUAUCUUUGUAUUCAUGACUUGGGUUCUAUGGGUAGCGGCGGCGGCGGCGGUUACGCAGUCGGUAGGGGGGAAUUUGCAUUGCAGUACCCAAACUGAAUUCGUCUACUGCGGUCAUCUGAACGCCCUUAUAGCGUUUGCUUGGAUGAUAUGGAUUUUCCUAACGUUCUUGCUGGUAGCUAUAAUUGUACGAGGCGUGAUCGUCGUGCGCAGAGGUGAAGGAUACGGGGGUGGUUUGGUGGAUGAGUGA
Messenger RNA from Laccaria bicolor S238N-H82, 504 nucleotides. RefSeq lists its product as uncharacterized. Bases 1 to 504 code for a protein of 167 amino acids. The record is from RefSeq and is a predicted model, not a curated record. NCBI's taxonomy places the organism in Eukaryota, Fungi, Basidiomycota, Agaricomycetes, Agaricales, Hydnangiaceae. Gene Ontology annotation, cellular component: membrane. The transcript is spliced from 6 exons.